Molecule: messenger RNA, 2814 nt
Organism: Eimeria maxima
Lineage: Eukaryota; Apicomplexa; Conoidasida; Eucoccidiorida; Eimeriidae
Exons: 18
Coding region: 1-2814 (937 amino acids)
Biological process (GO): mitotic chromosome condensation
Cellular component (GO): condensin complex
Molecular function (GO): chromatin binding
Source: RefSeq, a predicted model, not a curated record
AUGUCGAACCUCCCACCCGGCCGACAGAGACCUGGCGAUGUUGGUCUUAACAGAGUAUCUCUUAGUUCUCGUGGCACUGCACCUGGCACAGCAUCAGCAGCAUCAGCAGCAGCAGCAGCAGCAGGAGGAGCAGCAGGAGGAGGAGGAGGAGGAGGAGGAUCAACAUCAGGAACAACAGAAGGAGGAGCAGCAGCAGCAGCAACACGUAGUCUAGUUGGCCAAACCCUAAUUAGGGCUUUUUUUCAGGAUAUGCAAACCGCUAAAUCGCAUAAAUUAGGAACACAAAAUGCAUUCGAUAUAAAUCUAAUUGAUCGAUUAUCUGCACUUAUUAGGCAAGAGCUCAUACAAACUGCUGAUGAGGAAGCCGGUUUACAAGCAGGAGAAGAAGAAGGAGGAGGAGGAGAAGGAAUAAAUUGUACAGAUAGGGUUUCUUUUUCUCAACUUUCUUCUGCUAUUGAAGGAGCAACAAAAGUUUAUGGAUAUCGAGUAGAGGCUGUAUAUGACCAAACAUAUACUUUAUUGAAUGGUUUAUCUCAACUAAAGAUGGGCCAAUGGGGAGAAGAGCAAGGGAAUGAGCAAGCAGCAACAAAGAGGCAGCAGAGGCAGCAGCAGCAGCAGCAGCAGCGGCUUAAUUUAUUCUUUAAGGGCAGCAGCAGCACACUUGCACAUCCACAAGAUCUAAUUAAUGAUGAAACAGAAAUACCCGCACCUAUUGAUCCUUUCUUCCUGAAGAUGGCUAGUUUAUUUGAUCAAGCAGGAGCUCAGGGUUUAUUGUUAUCUAACCUCCAAUUAGAUAAUAAUAUGGGUCUGCGUAUGUAUGGAGAAUGUGCUGCAUUCCCUGAGGCAGACACAGCAGCAGCAGCAGCAGCAGCAGCAGCAACAGCAACAGCAACAGCAGCAACUGGUACAGCAGCAGCUACUGCAGCAGCACAUCCAGAAGCAUGCCUACUUGAUCCAAAGGCACUACUAGAUGCUGUGGCGGAUGUUUGUCCAAAUAAUCAAAUUGAUGCAACAAUUUGUGGUCCGGCAAUUCUUCAUUUUACUCAGCAAGUAGAGGCGCUGAAAAAAGAGUUAGAUGGAGAACUGCCAGCGGAGGCAGAAACUGAACAAAGCUCGUCAACAGGUUUAGGGGGGGCUGAUGCGGAGGAGGCGGAGGAGGAAGACGGUGGGGAGGAGUUGCUGCUAGGGUUUGAGGGAGCAGAUGCAGCAGCAGACGAAGCAGCAAACUCUUGGGAGCAGCAGGAGCAGCAGCAGGAGCAGCAGGAGCAGCAGCAGCUGCAGAUUACUGACCAAGAUCCAAUGGAGCAGCAGCAGCAGGAGCAGCAACAGCAGCAGGAACAGGAGCAGCAGAUGCCCACUUAUGAGGAUACUGCACCAAUGGACUUCGGAGGAGAGGAUUACGCUCGACUAGAAGAGGAGGCUGGUGCUCCAGAGAGGGCAGAGUCAUUAUUAGCUGUAUCUAAGGAAGGAAGAUGGUUUGAGGGUUUACAAGGGUUUGAUAGUUUAUUUGCUUCCUUUAAUUUAACGGAGGGUUUAGGGUUUAGGAAGAAUAAUUUACGAGGACAGGCAUCAUCUCGUGCUGCUGCUGCUGCUGCAGCAGCAGCAGCAGCAGGAGAUCCAUCAGCAGCAGCAGCAACAACAGCAGCAGCAGCAGCAGGAAAAUCGCAACAAAUACUCACUGCUCUAGACCCUUUCCUUGUAGAUAUGAGUGACCUCACCAAACCCGUUUCUCCUUAUCCUCUUCUUAAAGCAGAAAGAUGCAAUCCACCGGCACCUAAACCCAUCGACAACGUUUUUGUUGCGUGGGAUAUGACGAGUUGUCCAUUUAAAUCAUCACCAAUUGAAUUUACAUCUUUUGCUGUUUUGCCGGGGAGACAAUUGCGAUUUAAUUCUCAAGAAAAUAUUCAUCAUAAUAUUCAAUAUACAGAACAGGAUACAGGAAGCACUGGUAUGGAUUGUGGGGAUGAAGAAGGGUUUGGUGUUGUUGAUGAUUCUGUUCAUGGCACUGCUGCUGCAGCAAACAACGCAGUAAAGGCAACAUUAAAAAAAGCAUUAAAUAUAAAUAAAUAUAAAAAAGAUGCAGCAGCAGCAGCAGCAGCAGCAGCAGCAGCAGCAGCAGCAGCAGCAGAAGGAGCAGCAGCAGGAGAUGAAGAAGAUGCAGCAGAUACAACAGACCAAACAACCGCUAUUGUACCUGUCCAAACAGAGAGUGAUGACGAAGAUAUUGAAUUCACUCAUCUAUUCAAUAAAACAACAUCUUUGCUGCCAGCAGAGAGUCUAUUCCUUACUCCGUGCCCUGAGAGGAAAACAUUUGUUGUUAGACGCAACGCCAGCAUAGAGGAGCAGCAGCGUGACGAUCCUCUUGCUGCUGCUGCACUAGCAGCAGCAGCAGCACUUCCUCCUAUAGAUAUGCAGCAAAUAGUGCAGCAGCAGCAACAGGCAAUUGUACCACCAGCACUAGCGCUACAGCUGCAGCUGCAGCAGCAGCAGCAGGAGAGGGAAGAGGAGGAAGAAGAGCAACAGCAGCAAGAGCAAGAGCAGCAGCAGCGCAGCAAAAAAAGAGGAGCACCUCUACCUCAAGCAGCAGAUGCAGCAGCAGCAGCAACUCACCCUCCUAAUAAGAAAUCUAAAAACGAACAGCAGCAGCAGCAGCAGCAGCAGCAGCAGCAGCAGCAGCAGCAGCAUGCAGAAGGUAAGAAGAAGAAGACAAGACUUAGACGUCCUAUGCAAAGAAAGAGCCACAAACACAGCAGCAGCAGCAGCAGCAGCAGCAGCAGCAGCGACGCAGGUAGUGACGAGGAGGUCGUCACCUAA